AUGUGUUUGAUCACCUCCAACUGCUUCUGCGCGGUGGAGAACUGUUGGGCGAAGCUCUCCACCGCAUCGCCGAAGAGGCCAGUGUGGGAGAUCGGAGAGUCUCAAGAAGCGGUGCUUGUCGGACUCCCUCAUAUCUGCCAGGUGAAGAUGCAUUUUUGCAUAUCUCUUUUGCUGAGUUUGGCUUUGGCUUUUUGCCCAGCAUCAUCUAUGCCCCCUCCAGAUACAGUUGGCAUUAAUGAGGAAUGGAAGGACAUUCCAGAUAUAAACAAAGAUCUCAGAGAAGGAGACAUCGUGGUGCCUAACCGAAGGAACGCCAUUCUUGGGAAUCAGUACCGGUGGAAUAUUUCCAUCCCCUAUGAGCUGAGUGUGAACCUCAGUUUGAACUAUAAAGGAGUCAUUUUGAGAGCCUUUGAGCAGUUCAGACUGAAAUCAUGUAUUGACUUUAAGCCCAGAGCAGCAGAAAACAUUUCUUACAUCUCUGUGGAGAGUCGUGACGGGUGUUGGACAUAUAUCGGUCGAGCAUUUGCUGGAGCUCAGACUCUUUCCAUUGGAGAUGGCUGUGGGAUAAAAGCCUUUAUUGAGCAUUUGUUUCUCCAUGCACUGGGAUUUUUGCAUGAGCACACAAGAUAUGACAGAGAUGAUUAUGUGACCAUCAACUUUAAAAACAUCAUUACAGGUUAUUCUGUCAUUUUUAUUUUUUUCUUCUUCAUUUUAUAUGACUACUAUUCUGUGAUGCAUUAUGAUAAAAAUGCCCUCAGCAACGGUAAUGGAUCCACAAUCAUUACCAAGUACCCUGAGUUUGAAGAUGUGAUUGGUCAACUCCUGGGCAUGAGUGAAUAUGAUGUGAUUAAACUCAAUAAACUCUAUAAAUGCAAUUCAUCCAUCUCUUUCCUUGAUCACUGUAGUUUUGAUGAUGCAUCUCUGUGUCAGAUGAGCGUCUGUUCUGCUGCUGAUUAUGGCUGGCAGAGAGUGAAGUCAGUGAGUGGCAUCAAUGUGACUGACCACACAUACUUGGGCAAAGACCAAAAUGGGACAUCUUUCUUCAUGCACUUCAGCACUAAGGCAAGAAACCAAGGGGAUGCAUCUAGACUGGAAAGUAAGAAAACGACCCCUAAAAGAUACUGCAAGGUCCAGUGCCUGCAGUUCUACUACUAUCACAGUGGUCAUGUGUCUGACCAGCUCAACAUCUGGAUCCAAGAGUACCAGAACGAAGCAGACAGCAGAGGAACUCUCAGACUUAUGGAUCAGAUCACAGAACCCCCUGGCAAUUACUGGAAGCUGCAUCAUGUGCCACUGAAUGCAAAUAAAACCUUCCGAGUUGUAUUUGAAGCACGUAAAGGAGCUGGAAACUCCAGUGGAGGAUUUUCACUGGAUGAUAUCAAUAUUUCUGAGACUGAGUGUCCCCACACGUGGCAGAUAAGAGACUUUGAGAAGGUUUUGAACAACAGUGUGUCUGGCACUUUGAUGUUCAGUCCAUUGUUUUACUCCAGUGAUGGUUAUCGCUUUCAGGCUGGUUUAAGUGUGUAUCAGAAUUAUCUUUCAAUAUUUGUUCGUCUGGUGUCUGGUGUAUAUGAUGACCAGCUGCAGUGGCCUUGUCCAUGGAGACAAAUAACCUUCCAGAUGCUUGACCAGAAUGCACACAUACAGAAGCGCAUGUCCUCUGAGAAAAGCUUCACAACUGACCCCAGUUUGAUUCAUUCCAAUGUCAGUGUUUGGGACCAUCCUCGAAAAACUGGAACUCGUGUCAUCAUUGGCAAUGAGACCAUAUAUGUGGGUCGUUUUGUAGGCUAUCAAUAUGCCAUAAUGAAAGAAGAUCUCACUAAAAGAGAGUUUAUCAAGGGUGGUGACAUCAUAUUUCUCUUUACCCUGCAAGAUAUCUCAGAACUACUUCAGAAGAACUCUCUACCCUGCCCUAAAGUGACAGUGAAGAACUUCAACAUUUCAUUUAAUGCAGCUUUCAAGCAGGGACCAUGUGCUACAAGUGAUUGUCUGGGCAUAUUUUGCACUUCCAGUACUUCCUAUGUGAACCUAUUGGUGGUUUGCUUCCAUUUGGUGUUAAAUUGGUAAAAACAAACCCUAUGUCUGACUACAUGAAUUCAAUAUAAAAGCAUGUCUUCAGUCUUCCACUAUAUGAUACUGUUAAAAUUGUAUUUUUGUUUAAUGAGAUGCUAACAUAGAAUACAUCUAGUUAUCUGUAAUGAAGUAAUCAACAUGUUAAAUUUAGCCUACUGAUUUUCAUGAUAAACUCUGUUGUUGAAUAAGGUCCAUGCAUUUUUUAAUAGGUUAAGUUAAAUAUUUGAAAUAUUGCAAUCUUUGCAUAAACAUUACUGGUUGUAAAUUACUAUACAAAAUGUUAAAUGUGACUAUGCACCCACAAGCACUAUGUGAAUGUUUUGUAUGAAUAACAAACCAAUUUUACAAAUAACAUCUUAAUGUGGCUUAAUAAUAUGAUUAAAAUGUUAAAAGUUUGAAUGUGUGAAUGUGGAGAAAAUGCUGAAAGAUCUAACAAUUUAUAACUGUAAUUGCUGUAACAAUUGGUUUAAUUUUUUAUGUUUUUGUUAUUCAUUUAUAAUCAUUUAUCCAUUGUCAUUUAACCAUUUGUUGAUUUUUAUUUUUAUUUCCUGUGCUCUUGUAAUGCUUGCUAUUGUAGAUUAAUCAAUUGUUGUUGUUAUUUUAUAAUCUUAUGUUAUGAUUAUGUGGUUUUAAGGGAUAUUUGUCUUUAUGAGAGAUAAGGUAAAGUCUCCAUUUCAAGGUUUUGAAUGUCACAUGGCGAUGCUGUGAAGCUGUAAUACUCCGCUGCGUUAAUUCAACACUUGUCGAAAUUGUGGUGGUCAAGUGAAGUCCAGCCCAGCUGAGCACUGAAACAGACGGAACUAAGAUUAUUCAAUAAAACCUGCUCAUUCAUAGCUUCA
This is a messenger RNA of Cyprinus carpio (common carp), 2912 nucleotides long. RefSeq names its product meprin A subunit beta-like. The record is from RefSeq and is a predicted model, not a curated record. Gene Ontology annotation, molecular function: metalloendopeptidase activity; protein binding; zinc ion binding. NCBI's taxonomy places the organism in Eukaryota, Metazoa, Chordata, Actinopteri, Cypriniformes, Cyprinidae. Gene Ontology annotation, cellular component: membrane. Gene Ontology annotation, biological process: proteolysis. Bases 1 to 2067 code for a protein of 688 amino acids. The transcript has 15 exons.